AUGUCCACCAUCGCCGCCAAGUCCAUCAAGGCUCUCGCUCCCCUGCUCGACCGCGUCCUGGUCCAGCGCAUCAAGGCCGAAACCAAGACCGCCGGCGGCAUCUUCCNNCUCCCCGAGUCGGCCGUCAAGGAGCUCAACGAGGCCAAGGUCCUCGCCGUCGGCCCCGGUGCCUUUGACCGCGAUGGCAAGCGCAUUGCCCCCUCCGUCCAGCCCGGCGACAAGGUCUUGAUCCCCCAAUUUGGCGGCUCGCCCAUCAAGGUCGGCGAGGACGAGUACUCGCUCUUCCGCGAUCACGAGCUUUUGGCCAAGAUCAACGAGUAA
Aureobasidium uvarum is the source of this 321-nucleotide messenger RNA. NCBI's taxonomy places the organism in Eukaryota, Fungi, Ascomycota, Dothideomycetes, Dothideales, Saccotheciaceae. The record is from the annotation of a GenBank genome assembly.